Messenger RNA from Carassius auratus (goldfish), 1787 nucleotides. Its product is annotated as leupaxin-like. The transcript is spliced from 9 exons. The record is from RefSeq and is a predicted model, not a curated record. Gene Ontology annotation, cellular component: Z disc; adherens junction; stress fiber. Lineage: Eukaryota; Metazoa; Chordata; Actinopteri; Cypriniformes; Cyprinidae. The coding region runs from base 102 to 1331 and encodes 409 amino acids. Gene Ontology annotation, biological process: heart development; muscle structure development; actin cytoskeleton organization. Gene Ontology annotation, molecular function: muscle alpha-actinin binding; actin binding.
CCACACAGCUGCAUGUAUCAGAUCACCCUACCACACAUGCUCACUAGAAACACACAACACAACACACACUGCUUAACUCUCAUCUCACACCCCAGACCACCAUGGAUGAACUUGACAUGCUUUUGGAGGAGUUGGCUCAGAGCUCCACCCAGACUUCAAAUGUUCCUGCACUCAUUCCACCCAAAACUCUCCAGCUGGGAGCCUUGGAUAAAAGUAACAAAACAACACAGCCUGAACAAACUGAAUCUUCUGGAUUUGUUGCUGGUCCAGGAAAUAAACAUAAUCCCUACAGUGUGGUUCCAGUCCCUGUGAAGGCAGGAGUGAUGAGUCCCGGCACAGCUACACGGGAGCUUGACUCCAUCAUGAAUGAGCUGCUAGGGCUAGGCCUGGAGGUUUCAGAAUCAGUUCCCACAUCAAACCCACCUCCAUUGGCUUGCAAGUCAUUAAAAGACAAAAAACCUGAGGAAACUAAAGAAAGUAGUGGAAGCCAAAAAGAGACUAAGAAACCACAGCAUCCUCCUCUGUCAGUGAAAGUAUCCAAGAAUGUGGAUGCUAUAGACGACCUGCUGGGCUCUCUCAGCACGGACAUGGAGAAAAUGGGGGUCCACACAGCUGCCAAAGGCCAUUGUGCUUCUUGUGGCAAGUGUAUAGCUGGAAAGAUGAUCACAGCUCUGGGUCAGGUGUGGCACCCAGAACACUUUGUGUGUACGGCAUGCAGGGAAGAACUCAGCACUUGUGGUUUCUUUGAGAGAGACGGCAAGCCGUACUGCGAGAAAGACUACCAGAACCUCUUCUCCCCUCGCUGCGCUUACUGCAAGGGUCCUAUUAUUCUGAACAUUCUAACAGCGAUGGAUCAAACAUGGCACCCAGAACAUUUUUUCUGCUCCCACUGUGGAGAUCUGUUUGGACCUGAUGGUUUUCUGGAGAGAGAUGGUAAACCAUAUUGCUCUAGGGAUUUCUACCGCCUCUUUGCACCCAAAUGCUCUGGCUGCGGAGAGCCAGUGAAGGAGAACUAUCUGACUGCAGCCAAUGGAACCUGGCACCCUGACUGCUUUGUAUGUGCGGACUGUCUGAAGCCUUUUACAGACGGUUGCUUCCUUGAGUUGAAUGGCCGGCCCCUCUGUUCCCUGCACUACCACUCUAGACAGGGCACUCUGUGUGGGACCUGUGGAGAGCCCAUCUCGGGGCGCUGCAUCGCUGCUAUGGACCGCAAGUUUCACCCUGAUCACUUUGUGUGUGCGUUCUGCCUUCGUCAGCUGAGUCAGGGUGUGUUUAAGGAGCAGGGAGGGAAGCCGUACUGUUCAGUAUGUCACGAGAAACUCUUUGUUUGAAAGAAGUACUGUAAGAUGAUUCCAGAAGUGUAAAAAUUAGUUAGGGACUUCAUCUUACAUCAUGAUAUUUUUCAUUUCAGAUUUCAUUUAAGAUUAUUUUCAAAUAUUAGUAAUUUAUAUAUAUAUAUAUAUAUUAAGCCACUCUGUGGCCCUCUGGAAGUUUGCAGAGGCCCCCCAGUUGGCCCCAGCUCCCUGAUUGAGAACCAAUGUUUUAGAAAGAAAAAGCUAGAAGGAAGGAGUGAUACAUACACCAUUUUUUCAAUUUUGUUUGAGAAAAAAAACUUUUUAGAGAAUGCAAACCAAAUGUAGAAAACUGUAAACUGCACACCAAAAAUAUUGUUAUAAAUAACUAUAACUAUAAUAACUAUAGCAACUUGUUUCAUGUCAUUAUUUAAUUAUGAUUUUCACAUCGCUUCAAUGAAGAUGCUCUAAUAAAUGUUCAUAAAAUUGAAGGGA